Cyclopterus lumpus (lumpfish) is the source of this 2786-nucleotide messenger RNA. Its product is annotated as zinc finger BED domain-containing protein 1-like. The coding region runs from base 162 to 2246 and encodes 694 amino acids. Gene Ontology annotation, molecular function: DNA binding; protein dimerization activity. NCBI's taxonomy places the organism in Eukaryota, Metazoa, Chordata, Actinopteri, Perciformes, Cyclopteridae. The transcript is spliced from 3 exons. The record is from RefSeq and is a predicted model, not a curated record.
UGGCUGCGGACCGUGCUGCUGCCCCUCCUCCGGCUCUACCUGUGCGGCAUCAGAGUUCUUCUCUAUCAGAUGUUCAACAGGUCGUUCACGCUGCCAGAGUACAGGAAGACAGACGCAGGCUUGUGUCUCUGGAGGUUUACACACUUCUAAUCUCACAGAGAAUGCUAUUUAUGAGGCGGUGCUCAAUAGGUGAAGGCAUCCAAGUGGAAUGCUUACCAAAGGAACCGAUGGAGGGUAAAAGUUCAGGACCUUCGUGCUGUAUCCUCAAACUGGUGGCUCACCCACGGGCAAAGAGCAAAGUCUGGAAAUACUUUGGCUUUGACACGGAUGCAAACGGCUGCAUAUUGCACUGGAAGCGGAUAUACUGUCGCGUGUGCAUGAGUCAAAUUGCGUACUCUGGAAACACCUCCAAUCUCUCGUACCACCUGGAGAAGAACCACCCGGUAGAAUUCAGUGAAUUUGUGAAGAGCAACACGGAUCAGAUGCGCGAGGCGUUCGUCACGGCGUUCUCCAGGAUAAAGACUGAGCCGUCCCCUGUGCCGGUUCAGCUGCAGUCCCUGGAGCCAAACCUACGGCAGAAUUUAGAUCAUGAAAACAGACGGCACAAUGAUCUAACCAUAGCAGUCAUCAACUUCAUCUGUGAGGGGCUCUACCCGGUAUCUAUAGUGGAAGAGCCUACUUUCAAGAGCUUAAUGAGUACCCUCGAUCCCGGGUACUCUCCACCGAGCAAAAGUGAUGUGGCGGGUAGAAUGCUCCCUCAGAUGUACUGCCGCACCCGGGACCUGGUCUUCAGUGAGCUUGCCGGGGUUGUGAACUGUGGCGUCACCACUGACCUUUGGCGAAGCCAAACUCAGAAUAGGACGUACAUUUCACUCUCUAUGCAUUCGGUCAACUACAAUAGUACUUUUGGCUUCUCGAUGGUCGACAAGUGUCUUAAAACCUUUGAAGUGCAGGAGGACAACACGGCCGAGAACAUCACCAGGGCGAUGUACGAGGCAUUCGUCGAGUGGGGGAUAACUCACAAAGUCAGCGGCGCCACCACAAAUGGUUCGGUCGACGUCGGCAAAGCGUGCUCGCUCCUAGAACUGUCCGUGGAAAUGCCUUGCCUCGGCCGCACCAUCAACCGGGCGUUAGAGGAGGCCUUCCAGCUGCCGCCAGUCAGCAACUUUUUGGGAUGUUGCCGAAAACUCGUUGACCAUUUCAAAGAACCGACACUGUAUCUGCUGAAGGAGAAACAGAAGCAGCAUGGCCUCCCGCAGUGUGCGCUCAUCACAGACAGGGCCGGGUCUUGGUUGGCCACGUUGGCAAUGUUACAAAGACUGAAAGAGCAACAGAUUGCCAUAACCGCAACACCGAGAGAGAGCAGUCAUCAUUUCAGCUUUGAAGGCCCUCACUGGGCUUUGUUGGGUGGCUUGAUUGAAGUCCUACAGCCUUUUAAAGUUGUGGCAAACAUGAUCACUUCUUGUAGGUACCCAACCAUCAGCAUGGUUAGGCCCGUGCUUCAUAUGCUGCUGAACACCACCCUCAAGGUCAAGGAAGGAGAUCUCCAAGAGAUCUGCAUGACCAAAGAGGCCAUCUUAAAGGUCCUAUCCAGCACCUAUUCUCAGAACACACCGCUAUCGCAAGACAUCUCAACGUUCCUCAACGUAGCUACAUUUCUGGAUCCUCGGUACAAGAAGUUGCCGUUCCUGUCCGCUGAGGAGCGCUCCAAAGUCGAGAGCAACAUCAUCGACGAGGCCAAAGCGAUCCUCGAGAAGCAGAUUGCAGAGCGGCCGGGCCUCGAUGAUUUCUCCGCGGCAUCUGACGAGCCGCCGAGCAAAAAGCGGGCCCUCCCCAGAGAACCGGCCAGGAGUUCUACCCAAGACAAUCCUCUGGCCGCCAUCUUCUGUCAGUCUGAUACCGACCAGAGCCAAGAGGAGCUGCACGCACAGGUGUUGGAGGAGCUGAGCAACUACAAAUCACAAAGAGUCCUGGGUCUGAAUGAAGACCCGUUACUCUGGUGGUCCAGUCACGCCCCCUUGUUCCCCACCCUCCCCAAGGUGCUGCAGAAGUACUGGUGUGUUCCUGCCACCAGUGUACCCAGUCACAGGCUGUUGAGCUCUUCCGGGACGGCUCUGUGUGGGAAACGGAACCGCAUCGCUCCGGCUUUGGUAGACCAGCAGAUUUUCGUGUACGAGAACUCGAGAAGCUACCAUGAGCCUGAACCCUGUGAGGAGGAUCUGGACAACGUUUUGGAGAGGAACUAGCCUGGACCGGCCUCUUCAGUGACUGUGGCCUUGUUAGAUAAUAAUCUAUAACCGCAUGCUGACGAGCUCCAUACCAUCAUGAAUACACAUGUGUGAGAACACCGGUGAGACCUGGAGUGUUUCUUCAUUCGCAGGCUUUGCUUCAUGCAAAAGAUGUUUUCACUCUCCGCCAAAUAAAUUAAUUAGAGUGGAGAACCUGUGUGUGUACUCGCAGAUGCAGAAAGUAUAACGGCAGCUUUAGUUUUGUUCAUGGAUCUGCGUUAUGAGUUAUUAAAGCCUGUAAAUCACUUCAUUAAACUGCUCCAGUCAUCACAUUUUCUCUUCACAGCAGUCAACAUCUGUACGGUAGAUUCUCAAACUCGCCUGUAAUAAAACAAUCAUUUUAGAAAUCUUUUAAAAGCUCAUUGAAUUAUCUUUUUUAUUAUCGUUUGUGUUGGAUUUAGUAAAAAACAAAUGUGUUUUUUUUGCUGUGCAAAACACUGACAAAUAUAGCUUAUGAUGUAAAAGCAAACUAUGAAAGUAAAGAUUUUGUUUUCAAUA